UACUUGUUGGUCUGUACAUUAGUAUUGUGCAAAACAUUGACCAUCAAGAUUCUUUCAAAAUGGCGUCUGCUGUGCAGCCCCUGACACUUUCCAGAGAUAUCAAAAGAGCUAUUGAGCUCCUGGAAGAGUUGAGUGAAAGGAGUGAUCUGCCUGCACAAAAGCUUCUGAAUCUUAAAGCUGUUUUGGAGAGCAACUUUUGUCAGUCUGUUAGAGAGGUCUAUGAACAUGUUUAUGAGACUGUGGAUGUUGAAGGAAAUCCAGAAAUCAGAGCCAAUGCUACAGCCAAGGCAACAGUUGCAGCAUUUGCAGCUAGUGAAGGUCAUGCACAUCCUCGCAUUGUUGAAUUGCCAAAGACUGAGGAAGGUCUCGGAUUUAACGUGAUGGGUGGAAAGGAGCAAAAUUCUCCUAUAUACAUCUCAAGAAUAAUCCCAGGAGGUGUGGCAGAUCGGCAGGGAAGCUUGAAACGAGGAGAUCAAUUGCUUGCAGUCAACGGUGUUAGCGUUGAAGGAGAAAACCACGAAAAAGCAGUUGAUUUGUUGAAAGCUGCUCAAGGUACUGUAAAGCUGGUUGUCAAAUACACGCCCAAAGUCCUGGAGGAAAUGGAAUUGCGCUUUGACAAACAACGAGCUCACAGAAAAAGAUGAGUUUUAUUAUUCCUGGAAAAGCAAGUAUACAAAAUACCUUUUAUUUCAGAGACAGUUUUACCAACUGAUUUGUAUUAUCAUUAUUAUCUUGUUUGUACUCAACCCUUUAACUAUAUUGCAAGUCGAUAAUCAUUAACAUUUUCAUUUUUAUAGUAUAUUUCUAAUAGUUAAGCAUUUUAUGAUCGUAUCGAAAUUUAUCGCACUAAUUUCCAAUUAUUGGCAAAACUUUUUUGAAUUCAUUCCAAAAUCUAUCAUAUUUUGCGUGCCUAAUGUAGUUUUUCUGGUAUUAAGACAGUUUUUGAGUCAUGCUAUCUUGUUUGUUAUUGUUUGAGACAGUUUAUCAUUAUUUUUCGUGCUAGUUUUGCACUUCUUUCUAUUGCUAGCUUAUUGAGACGUGUGAGAUUGUAUGUUAUUUUAUUGGCUUUAGAAAUGUAGACCUGGAAUUUCGAAUAACCGCAAUAUUAUUUCAUUGAUUAUUUUAUCAACUACUAA
Molecule: messenger RNA, 1136 nt
Organism: Rhopilema esculentum
Lineage: Eukaryota; Metazoa; Cnidaria; Scyphozoa; Rhizostomeae; Rhizostomatidae
Product: protein lin-7 homolog C
Molecular function (GO): protein binding
Source: RefSeq, a predicted model, not a curated record